This is a messenger RNA of Schistocerca serialis cubense, 4285 nucleotides long. RefSeq names its product THO complex subunit 6 (gene thoc6). Gene Ontology annotation, cellular component: THO complex; transcription export complex. Lineage: Eukaryota; Metazoa; Arthropoda; Insecta; Orthoptera; Acrididae. Gene Ontology annotation, biological process: mRNA export from nucleus. Bases 63 to 1052 code for a protein of 329 amino acids. The record is from RefSeq and is a predicted model, not a curated record. The transcript is spliced from 6 exons. Gene Ontology annotation, molecular function: protein binding.
CUGUGAUUAGCUUCUGUUACCCGCGUGCUGUGUGAUUAUGUUUAUUGUUUACAUCUACAAUCAUGGUAGAUAAGUGGGUGUACAACACGGUGCUGUGUCAGACAUUCUCGCCAUGCGGUAAUUACAUGUGUGCUGGCAAUACAUAUGGUGAUGUAGCCGUUUACGAUUUACAGAAAAUACUAAGUCCUUCAGAGGAUGUUUCUCCUCCAUUUAGAAAACCAGAAUAUCACUUUCUGGUCAACAAGGAUGUACAAAUAUGUAGCAUGGCCACAACAAGCAAAUUUCUCCUGACUGGUACUGUGGGUGAAAUAAAUGGCUGGGAUUGGAAGUCUGUUACUUCGACAUCAGGGAAAGCUCCCAAGCCAUUAUGGUCUCUUCAGCUUCCUUCAUGCAAGGACAUUCUGGAGAAAGCAGAUGUAAAUUCUUUAGAUUUUAAAGAGGAGCCUGGAUAUAUAUAUGCUGGUUGUGGUGACAACAAAGUUCAUAUUUUCGCUAUAGAAGAUGGGAGGCUUGUUAGAACACUGGAAGGACAUGAAGAUUAUAUUCAUUCAGUACAAAGCUGCUCGGAUAAUCAGAUAGUAUCUGCAAGUGAGGAUGGAACUGUACGUAUUUGGGAUUUAAGACAGACGAGAGCAAUAGCUGUUAUUCAGCCACAUCUGAGUAACAAGGUAGCUCGGCCAGACCUGGGGAAAUGGAUUGGAGCAGCUGCUGUUUGUGAUGACUGGCUCUUGUGUGGAGGUGGCCCACGCUUAGGAGUUUGGCAUUUGAGAUCUAUGGAAGUAACGACGACAUUCAAAUUAGAAGAUUAUGGGAUCCAUGUGGCAAUGUUUUAUGACGAUGGAGUGAUGGCAGGUGGUGCAAGUCCUUAUUUUUACCAGAUGAAUUUAAGUGGUGAUAUCUUGGCACAGAUACCUUCAUCUUCAACAACUGUAUAUUCAGCUGUGUAUCAAGAAGAACCAUUGAAGGUCAUGUGCAUUGCGGGCUCCAGUUCCAAAAUUGAUUUGUGCACAAAUUUCAGCUACAGAGACCAGAUACUCAGUUUCGCUCCGUGAAUACAGAAUCUAAUUUUUUGGUGUAAACGGAGAGGGACUGAGAUUGCGUCUCUGCUUUUGAUACGUAUUACUGUGUGCUGAGAAAACUUUGCAACUUCAUUUAGUGGUAAGAACCCGAAUUUUUUACUAAAUGAUGAAGAACUUAGAAAUUCUUUCUAGAUAUUGAAUAUAUCAGUGUGCCUGGGUCAAAGUAAGAUUGAUGUGAGAUGAAUUUCAUAUAUUUGUAAUGAUAAAAUCUUGACAAGUUGCAGAUAUAUACCGAAUUUUGAAAAGAAGAGGGAGAUGAUAUGUGUUGCAAACUUUACUUGUAGAUUUGUUUGGAGUUCCCUGCAGACACAACAUACUUGAAAAAGUUGGUGACUACUAGUGCAGAUUCGUGUUAAAGAAGGAAAUGGUGCUGUAUUUCUUGUCAGGAAAAUUAAAAAGACUCAUCCCUGUGUGUAAUAUAUGAUCUUUGGUAAAUGUGUUAUUUGGAUAAUAUCAGUUAGUAAGAGACAUAUACCUGUAUUGUAGCAAACAGAUGUAUGGAAACUGGAAGUAGAUACUAUAACUUUUUCUAUGAAGUCAUGAAAUGUGCAAAUGAUACAUGCGUUUUUAUGAAUAAGUGUGCAGUGUACAAAAGUAUUGUGUGGAGAAGAAAAUUAUUUUCUGUGUAUUUUGAUUUUUAAUUGUUGUCACUGGAAUGUGUUGUGUCUGAUUUCUAACAGAGAUAAACCAAUAUCUUUUAACUAAUGUUAACAGUUCAUUGCAAAUAAGUAGCAUACAGAGAAGGUGAUUACACUGGGCAACAAAAAAAGAUUUUUUUAAAAAAGUCUAGGGUUUUCCCGCUGAAUUAGACUAAUUUUGAUGCCCUGAGUCCGAAAAAGACCUUGGUUUUGGUCUAUCAGGUCAGGAUUUUUUGCUACAGAAAUUUUUAAAAAUCGAUUUUUCGUAAAAAAACAAAUUUCUUUGUAUCAUCUGCUGAGAAACCCCGGAAGAUUUUUUCCGUUUUCCUCAAGAAAUAAAAGUCAACGUAUGCAAAUUCAUUAAGUUUUUAUUUACUCCAUCAAAUUAAAUAAGCAUAUUUAUCAUAAUAUUAGUGUAACAAUGAGCGUUACGUGACACAAAAGUUCAGAGUUCACGGCAUGAAUCGGCGUUUCUUCGAUUCCCGUUUGUGAGCAGCUGCUGGGUUGCCUCUCUUCAGCAUCCAGCAGUAGUCCGCCAUCAUGACUGCGUCCCACCUCCCCUGGUACCUAUCCUCCAUUUGGCGCAUGUCCUGAUGGAACCUUUCUCCCUGCUCGUCGCUCAUCGCCCCAAGGUUUUCAGGAAACUUCUCCAUGUGUGAGUACAGGAAGUGCAUCUUUAUACUCAUCAAACACCCGAGCUUUUGAAAGGCCUCUAUCAUGCUGCUGAUGAGUCUGGCGUGGUUUACUGCCUUCGUGUUCCCCAGGAAGUUGUUCACCACCUGCACAAACGAUUUCCACGCGGCGCACUCUAACGUGUUCAUGGAGUUUUCGAACUCUGUGUCCUUUAUGAGCUGCCGUAUCUGUGGCCCAUCGAAAAUGCCGGCCUUCAGCUUCUCAAUGGUCAGUCGCGGAAAGGCUCGGCACAGGUAGUGGAAGCACCUCCCAUCCUUGUCCAGAGCACGCGUGAACUGUUUCAUUAACCCAAGCUUCAUGUGUAGCGGUGGGAUCAAUAUCUUCUCCCGGUCAACAAGAGGUUCGUUUAUGAUGUUUCUCGCACCAGGUACUAACUGCUCUCGUGGCGGCCACACUUUCUUUACAUAGUGCUGGGCUCUGUCUCGACUGUCCCACAUACAUAUAAAGCAUGGGUAUUUCGUGAACCCGGACUGCUGACCAAGUAGAAAGUUCACCAUCUUGAAGUCGACGCAGAUGAUCCAUUGGUGCUGCUCAUAUUGGAUUUUGUCGAGCACGUACUUCACUGCUUCAUAUUUCUCUACGAGAGUUGUGGAGUGAGCAAGAGGGAUUGAGGCGAACUCGUUCCUGUUGUGGAGGAGCACACACUUCAAAGAGCGCUUGCUGCUGUCAAUAAAGAGUCGCCAAUCUCUUGGAUCGUAUGUAGGAGCCCCGAGUUUAACAAGAAGACUGCGACAUCUCGGCAGUACACUAGGUCUUCCUCCUGGCAGAAGUAGCCCAUGUAGUCCUCAUGCCUUCUAUGAAAGAAAGUGAUACGCGCGUCCUCGCCAAGUAGAUUUUUCUCUUUGAGUCUGGAGGCCAACAGCUCGGAUGAAGUCUUCGACAAGCUGAGAUCCCGAACAAGAUCAUUAAGCUCACAUUGUGAAAAGAGCUGCCGACCAUCUUGUGCUUCAUACUCCUCGUCUGCUAUAUAUCCUCCCUCAUCUGCAGUGGUGGCCUCGUCGUCGAUGUUAGGAAGCUCUGUGAACGCUGGUACAGGAAUUUCUUCGCAGUGAGCAACUGGAUGGCGGGCAGAUGGAAGGUCGGAGUACUGGAGGCUGUGCCGAUUCUUCCGGUUGAUGCCAGUAGUAUUGAUGGCGCAGAAGUAACAAUCCGAUGCAUGGUCCAAGGGCUCCCUCCAAAUCAUCGGAAUCCCAAACUUCAGUGAAGUUUUCGUGCCAUUCGUCCACCGCCGGAGGUAUUGCACGCACUUCUUGCAGACCGUGUGCGGUGCCCAGGGCUUAUCUUGGUCACCCAGCUUGACUUGAAAGUAAGCCUGGUGGCCGUUCUUCACAAAUCCCGUGAUGUUCUUCCUGUCCACUGAAAGCGUGUAUUCUCCGCAGAUGUAGCAGAAAACGUCUGGAUUAUUCAUGCAUGAACGUCGCGCAGAAGCCAUAUCAAUCUGAAAUAGUAAUAGAAAUAUGCAGUUGACUGUCAGACAAUAAAAAUUAGAAUAAAUUUUAUACUAUAGUAAGAAAAAAAGGCAUCUAUUGGAAUGAUUAACUGUUACAAUCUUAAAGGCUUCUUUUGUUUUCAUAUGUCCUGAAUAAUCCCCUUAAAACCCCUAAUAUUAGCAUAUUGAAGCCUAUAAAAAGGCUUACAUUUCAGGGAAAAAUGGUCAUGUAGGCCUAUGGCUGUAUCUCAAAAAGUUGACCUGAUAGAGCAAAAUCAAUGUGAUAUUCGGACUCAGAACACCAAAAUUAGUCUAAAUCAGCUGAGAAACCCAUGACGUUUUUUUGGUUGUUGCCCAGUGUUAUUUUUCUAUUUUAUACCUCUUUAUAUUCUGAAAGCAUCUUCAUUUGACAAUCAACAAAAUAAAAGAAAUCCUGUGAUUAAUUA